GCCGCAUCCACCAUUGCAGGCUGAGUUCGCCUGCUCGGCGGUGGUGUUUCCGCGGCUUCUUCCCCGCGCCCCUGGGGAGCGUCAUCGAGCAGCCACCCUGGAAGGGAUGGUCCCUGAGGCCAGAGGGCCCUGGCGGAGGACUCGGACCCUGGGACUGCAGGGGGGAUUGGCUGGCCCCAGUGAACCCCCACUGAGGACAGCUUAGCCCUGGUGGCCCAGAUGCUCAAGGAGGGAGCUCUGCCCUCCGAGGGUGCAGUCUGCACCCAGACCCCAGGGGACGAGGUAGAUGAAGGCAUGGCCCCCACUGGGCCCCCAGUGGACACUUCCAAGGAGCCCGUGACCUUCAGGGAUGUGGCUGUGGACUUCACUCCUGAGGAGUGGGGGCAGCUGGGCCCAUCUCAGAGGCAGCUGUACUGGGACGUGAUGCUGGAGACCUACUGGAACCUGGUCUCCCUGGGGCUUUCUAUUCCCAAACCGACUGCCAUCUCCCACCUAGAGCCAGAAGAGCCAAGGACGGCGGAGGGAGAGACCCCAAGUGGCCCCCAUCCAGACUGGAACACUAGACCUGAAACCAGAGAGUCAGCCCCACGUUGGGAUAUUUCUGAAGGAGGAACAUCCCAUGGGAUGAUGAUGACAAGAUUUGCUCAGGAUGGUCCUUGGAACCCCACUCUGGGGAAAGCCUGGAUGUGUGGUGGACAGUUAGAAGAGCAGCAGGAGAGACGGUGGAGGCAGAGGAUUGUCACCAGUAAGCAAAUCCAGUCUGGGGACAUAGGCUCUGAAUGGGAUGAAUGUGAGAAGAGCAUCAGUCUGAGGCCACUGCUGAUUCUACACCAGAAUCUCUCCUUGGCUGGAGAGAGGGCCCAUAAACACGAUGUGAGUGGGAAAAGCUUCAAGCAGCUUUCUCACUUGAUCGAACAUCAGAUCAUCUGUGCGGAGAAGAAACCUGACAAGUACAGUGAAUGUAGGGAAGACUUUCUGAAUGGCUCACUUGGAGUGGACCCUCCCAGAAGCCAUCCCAGAGGGAAGCCCUACAAAUGUAAAGAAUGUGGGAAAGCCUUCAGCCAAAGUGCACUUCUUACGAAACACCUGAGAGUUCACACUGGAGACAAGCCCUAUGAAUGUAGUGAUUGUGGCAAAGCCUUCAACCAGACUUCACACCUGAGGCAGCAUCGGAGAAUUCAUAAUGAAGAAAAACCCUUUGAAUGCAAUGAAUGUGGGAAAGCCUUCAGGGUGAGCUCAUCCCUUACUGAGCAUUGGAGGACUCAUACUGGUGAAAAACCCUAUCAGUGCAAUGAAUGUGGGAAAGCUUUUAAUCGGAGUACCCACCUUACACAGCACCAGAGGAUUCACACUGGAGAGAAGCCCUUUGCAUGUAAUGAAUGUGGGAAGGCCUUUAACCGGAGCACGCUCCUUACUCAGCACCAGAGAAUUCACACUGGAAAGAAACCCUAUGAAUGUGAUGAAUGUGGGAAGGCCUUCCGAGUGAGCUCAUCCCUUACUGAACAUCGGAGAAUUCACACUGGAGAGAAGCCCUAUGAAUGUAAUGAAUGUGGGAAGGCCUUCAACUGUAGUAAACUCCUUACUCAGCAUCAAAGGAUUCACACUGGAGAGAAGCCCUACGAAUGCAGCCAGUGUGGGAAAGCCUUCAACAAGAGCCCAAACCUUACUCGACAUCAAAGAAUUCACACUGGAGAGAAACCCUACAUAUGCAGUGACUGUGGUAAGACCUUCAACCAGAGUACCCACCUUAUUCAACACCAGAGAAUUCACACUGGAGAGAUUUUCUGUGAUCCCGUAGCCAACACAUACCUGUGAAGAUUGCUUAGGUACUUGAAGCCGUGGUUGCCUGUGAAUUUGCACUGGGGCUGAUGCAAAGAGGGGGCCCUCAGUCUACCAGGGUGGUUUGAUGGGAAAUGUUAGCAGUUGUCUACAAACCUGGUUUUCCCCUUGGGUUUCCCGUCUGGGAAGGGGCCAUGCUGCCAUACUCCACUGGCAGUGAACCUCUUCAUUCCCCAGGCCAACCAGAGAAUUCCUUAGACUGUAUUGAUACCAAGUUUCUUCUCCAGAGUUAGUGGGAGAGCAGAGCAGAGUUUUAGACCAGAUGGGAGAAAUGGGACAGGUAAUGCUACUGACUUGUUCCAUGAGCAGGUGAAGUAGCCACAGGGGUCUUUCACCCAGUCUUUAUGGACUUGGGUGCCAGGGAUCCAGGAAUGAGAAUUCCCCCAGGUAACAGCAUUCUCAUUUCUCUGUUUCAUUUCCUUUUCUCCUUCCCAUUUUGCUCUUUAUUCUCUGUCUCUUUUUCUCUAACCUCACAUCACUGGGGAGAAAAGUAGUGGGUGGGGGUAGGGGAGAGAGGGGAGCAGGCAGUCAGAGAGCUUGGUCAGGGAUGCUCCGCUACGUAGGAGUUCUCCACAGGCCGCUGCUUUGAUGGGAAAGUGAUUCUCGGCUACCUUUGGUGGUGUUUGUAGAUUGUGGUUGGGGGGUGAGGGGGGAAAUGAAAGUAUGGACCUCCUUUGGUCUCUCUGCUCUGGUUCCCCACCCCCACCCCAUUCACAGGCUCACAGCUGACAAAGUCAUUUUCCUAAGACAGGUCUCGCACUGUUGCUCCUGUGCUUCAGUCUUCGGGAGCUCCCCAUUACCUCCAGAGCAGAAGUAUCUGCAACCUUAACUCAUGACCUCACCAGGCCUCAGCUUCCUCCAUAAAGGGGGGGUGAGAGGGGUUGAUAAUAAAACUUAGAAGCUGC
Molecule: messenger RNA, 2744 nt
Organism: Phascolarctos cinereus (koala)
Lineage: Eukaryota; Metazoa; Chordata; Mammalia; Diprotodontia; Phascolarctidae
Biological process (GO): regulation of DNA-templated transcription
Source: RefSeq, a predicted model, not a curated record